AUGGCCACCACCACCCACCCCCUGCAGUACGCGCCAUGGACAUCCGAUAUCGAACUCGCCUUCUACUCCGCCCUCGCCCGGCUAAAGAUCGACCACGACAAGCUCGACUCCUCGGCGCGUAAGGUGCUCGGGCUGUACGAGAUCAACCACCGAGACCCGCCGGAACGCUCCUGCCGCAUGCAAAUCCACGCCUCGGCACUAACCACAGACGAUGGGCCGAGGAGCUUCUACCGCGCCGAAGGUCUCAUCCGUAACUUCAACACGCGCGAGGAGUUUCAGCAGGUGGAUCGAGCGGCGUUUAUUGAGAGGGCGGGGCGGACGGUGUGGGAUGCGAUAUGCGAUGGCACGAUCUACUCCUGCCCGAGUCUGCUCUCCAGCUUCUCCGCCAUUUGUUUUGCCGAUCUGAAGAAGUACCGCUUCACCUAUCACUUCGCUUACCCAUGCGUGCAUUCCGACCCGCCAUGGAGGUUGAUCGGUGAAGAGGGCAAGUCGGUGGAGGAGGCAGUGAAGAAGCUGGGUCAGAAGGAGACGGAGACGCUCGUCGAUGCGGUGCAGACGUGGCGGUAUAGUGUCGACUCACGGCAGCAUGGCUUCUUUCUGGCGAAGCGGCUGCGCAAGAGCAGGAGGCGAAAGAGUAGGACGCAGAGUCUAGGUGAGCUCGGCUUCUUGUGGCAGAUCGCAUCGUUGGCGAGCUACGAGAACGGCUUCUUCGACAAUGCCGAGGAAGAGGACCGGUACCUGUGCUUUGCCGACCCUUCAACAUAUGCCGCCAACCCAGGCUGGAUGCUGCGUAACCUGCUGGUAUUGGUACGGCAGCGCUGGCAUUUGGACAAAGUGCAGGUGCUCUGUUACCGCGACAUCCACUUACGGCGCGAGCACCCAACGAGUCUCAUCCUGAACUUACAAUCAGCAUCACCACAUCCGCCAAAGAUUCCCCCCAUGCCAAAAGUAACGGGCUGGGAGCGCAACGAGCAGAACAAGCUCAUCAGCAAAACAGUCGACUUGGCAGCCUACAUGGACCCGUCAAAGCUCGCUGACCAAGCAGUCGAUCUCAACCUCAAGCUCAUCAAAUGGCGUAUAUCGCCUUCCAUGGAUCUGGACAUCAUCAAACAAACCUCCUGCCUCCUCCUCGGCGCCGGGACCCUUGGCGCCUACGUCGCCCGCGGCCUGAUGGGCUGGGGCGUGCGCAAAAUCAGCUUCGUCGACAACGGACGCGUCAGCUUCAGUAACCCCGUCCGCCAGCCUCUAUACGACUUCAAAGACUGCGAAGAAGGCGGCGUGCGCAAAGCAGAGCGUGCCGCGGACGUAUUGAGCGAAAUCUACCCCGGCAUGGACGCGCAUGGCUAUCACAUGUCCGUUCCCAUGGCGGGACACGCUCUCACGGAUGAAGAAGGGGUGAGGAAGGAUUUUGAGAAGUUGAGAGGGUUGAUUGAGGGGCAUGACGUUGUCUUUUUGUUGAUGGACACGAGGGAGUCGAGGUGGUUGCCUACGGUCAUGGCCAAGGCGGCGGGGAAGAUUGUGAUCAAUUCCGCGUUGGGGUUCGAUAGUUAUGUUGUUAUGCGGCAUGGUUUGCGAGAUCCAGACGCGAUAAAGCCGCAAAUGGAAGAAAAACUAGGCUGCUACUUCUGCUCCGACGUCGUCGCGCCAGCCGAUAGUCUCAAAUCCGCAACCCUAGACCAACAAUGCACCGUCACCCGGCCCGGCGCCGCGCCUCUCGCCGCAGCGCAAGCGGUGGAACUGCUAAUCAGCAUCCUGCAACACCGCCGCAAAGCUUACGCCCCCGCGCCCACACCCCCAACCACGCACGGCAUCCAACCCGCGCCCCCCACCGACCCUUCCCUCCCCAACUCCCACCCGCUAGGCACAGUCCCGCAUAUGCUCCGCGGCUACAUGUCCACCUGGCAGAUCCUGCAAGUCAAAGGACAGGCGUAUGAUUGCUGCGCUGCGUGUUCGCCGAAGAUCCUGCAGGCGUACGAGGAAGGGGGGUGGGAGUUUGUGAGGCGGGCGGUUGGGGAGAGGGGGUUUGUGGAGGAGGUCAGUGGGUUGAGGGAGGUGCAGAGGCGGGCGGAGGAGAUGGAGAGGGAGAUGGAGGGGUGGGAUGAGGAGGGGGAUGUUGGGGGGGAGGAAGGGGAAGGGGAGAUGGUUUGA
This is a messenger RNA of Baudoinia panamericana UAMH 10762, 2148 nucleotides long. RefSeq lists its product as uncharacterized. The record is from RefSeq and is a predicted model, not a curated record. Gene Ontology annotation, molecular function: Atg12 activating enzyme activity; Atg8 activating enzyme activity. Gene Ontology annotation, biological process: cellular response to nitrogen starvation; protein modification by small protein conjugation; autophagy of mitochondrion. Gene Ontology annotation, cellular component: cytoplasm; phagophore assembly site. NCBI's taxonomy places the organism in Eukaryota, Fungi, Ascomycota, Dothideomycetes, Mycosphaerellales, Teratosphaeriaceae. The coding region runs from base 1 to 2148 and encodes 715 amino acids. The transcript has 5 exons.